Messenger RNA from Xenopus laevis (African clawed frog), 4346 nucleotides. It is a transcript of the gene wdr17.L, whose product is annotated as WD repeat domain 17 L homeolog. The transcript is spliced from 30 exons. NCBI's taxonomy places the organism in Eukaryota, Metazoa, Chordata, Amphibia, Anura, Pipidae. The record is from RefSeq and is a predicted model, not a curated record. Bases 163 to 4092 code for a protein of 1309 amino acids.
ACACAAUGCUCAGGCUUUUCUCCUGUAUCCUUUAGGAAGUCUGCAUUAUUCAGAGAGCUGGCAGUCUUCCUCCAUCCCUUUAGUGAGCUAUAUUUGUAUCUGUGUGUGUGUGCUGAAAAGAAUCCAGGGAUACAUCAGUUCUUGAGUCGGGAAAGAUCUGGAAUGGACAUGGAAAUCCUUAAAUGGUUCACAAAAUAUGAUACGUAUGUGAAGGCAAAAAUGUCUCAAGUAAAGCAAGUUGGUCUUCUGGCCGCUGGAUGCCAGCCAUGGAACAAAGACGUUUGUGCAGCUAGUGGAGACAGGUUUGCAUACUGUGCCACUCUUGCAAUCUAUGUGUACCAGUUGGAUCACCGUUACAAUGAAUUUAAACUGCGGGCCAUUAUGUCCGAACACAAGAAGACAAUCACAUCGAUAUCUUGGUGUCCGCACAACCCAGACAUUUUUGCAAGCGCCAGCGCUGAUAAUCUUGUCAUCAUAUGGAAUGUGGCCGAACAGAAAGUUGUUGCUAGGCUCGAUAGUACGAAGGGAAUGCCAGCCUCUCUUAGCUGGUGCUGGAACUCUGUGGAUUCAGUUGCAUUUGUAUCCCACCGAGGGCCACUCUACAUUUGGACUGUUUCUGGACCAGAUUGUGGUGUGGCUGUUCACAAAGACGCACAUAGUUUCCUGUCAGACAUCUGUCUGUUCCGGUGGCAUCCAAAGAAAAAAGGCAAAGUGGUUUUCGGGCACACCGAUGGAAGCCUUUCAAUUUUUCAACCAGGAUGUAAGAGCCAAAAGCAUGUCUUAAGGCCCGAGUCUCUGGAAGGAACAGAUGAGGAGGAUCCAGUGACAGCUCUGGAAUGGGACCCACUGUCAACUGAUUAUCUUCUUGUUGCCAAUUUGCACAAUGGGAUCCGACUUGUAGACUCUGAAUCCCUGUCCUGUAUCACCACAUUCAGUUUUCCAAGUGCUGCUGCCUCUGUCCAGUGCUUGGCUUGGGUUCCAAGUGCCCCGGGAAUGUUCAUAACAGGAGAUUCUCAGGUGGGAGUACUCAGGGUAUGGAAUGUGUCCAAGACAACCCCGAUAGACAACUUUAAAUUAAAGAAGACUGGAUUCCAUGCUCUCCAUGUUCUCAACUCCCCUCCAAAGAAAAAAACAUUUUUAUCACAUUCGCCUACUAAAAACCAUCACACGUCAUCAACCAGUGAAGCUGUACCACCUCCAACACUGACACAGAAUCAGGCCUUUUCCCUGCCUCCAGGCCAUGCCGUCUGUUGUUUUAUGGAUGGGGGAGUAGGCCUUUAUGAUAUGGGAGCCAAGAAGUGGGAUUUUUUAAGGGAUCUGGGUCAUAUAGAAACAAUUUUUGACUGUAAAUUUAAGCCAGACGAUCCCAAUUUGUUAGCUACAGCAUCAUUUGAUGGAACAAUUAAAGUCUGGGAUAUAAAUACUUUAACAGCGGUAUACACAUCUCCGGGCAAUGAAGGUGUUAUUUAUUCACUUUCAUGGGCGCCAGGGGAUUUAAACUGUAUAGCUGGUGCAACUUCCAAAAAUGGAGGAUUCAUCUGGGAUGUUAAGAAAGGAAAAAUGAUAACACGUUUCAAUGAACAUGGAAAAAAUGGCAUUUUCUGUAUCUCCUGGAGUCAUAAAGAUUCAAAACGUAUUGCUACCUGUAGUGGAGAUGGAUUCUGUAUUAUUCGAACAAUUGAUGGUAAAGUUCUACAUAAAUAUAAGCACCCUGCAGCUGUGUUUGGAUGUGACUGGAGCCAAAAUAACAAGGACAUGAUAGCAACUGGGUGUGAAGACAAGAAUGUCCGCGUAUAUUAUCUAGCAACCAGCUCUGAUCAGCCUCUCAAGGUUUUCACAGGGCACACAGCCAAAGUGUUCCAUGUCAGGUGGUCUCCUCUCAGAGAAGGAAUUCUUUGCAGUGGCUCCGAUGAUGGUACUGUGCGUAUAUGGGACUACACACAAGAUGCAUGUAUAAAUGUGCUUAGUGGCCACACUGCUCCUGUCCGUGGGUUAAUGUGGAAUACAGAAAUUCCAUACCUGUUAAUAUCUGGCAGCUGGGAUUACACUAUUCGAGUCUGGGAUACAAGGGACGGUACAUGCUUGGAUACAGUGUACGAUCAUGGCGCAGAUGUGUAUGGUUUAACCUGCCACCCUAAUCGGCCAUUUACAAUGGCAUCUUGCUCCAGGGACUCCACAGUAAGGCUUUGGUCAUUAACACCAUUAAUUACACCCCUUCAAAUAAAUAUCUUGGCAGAUCGUCCGUGGGAGGAGAUCAUUGGUAACACUGACCGUGCAAUGGAGGCCGGAGCCCCUCCUUUACUCUGCGGGAAGGUGUCCCGGGAUAUUAAACAGGAAGUAGAUAAACUGACUGGGAAUCUGAGAGGGAAGAAACUGAGAUGGUUCUCAGAAUGUCUCUCUCCUCCGGGAGGUAGUAAAAAUCUAUGGGACUUAGUAGCAGUCCUAAAAGGUCAAGAUGACAGUUUACUUCCACAAAACUACUGCAAAGGAAUAAUGCACAUGAAACAUUUGGUUAGGUUUAAGACAUCCAAAGCACAGGAACUAACCACAGUGAAAAUGUCCAAAUUUGGUGGUGGUAUCGGAGCCCCUAGCAAAGAAGAAAGGUUAAAAGAAGCUGCAGAGAUCCACCUGCGACUAGGACAAAUCCAAAGAUACUGUGAGCUUAUGGUAGAACUUGGAGAGUGGGACAAGGCACUUUCAAUAGCACCUGGUGUUUCAAUGAAAUACUGGAAAAAACUGAUGCAAAGAAGGGCGAGUCAGUUAAUUGAAGAGGAAAAUGAUGAUGUUAUUCCCUACUGCAUAGCCACAGGGGAUGUGAAGAAGCUGGUCAACUUUUUUACUUCCAGAGGACAACUGAAAGAAGCUUUAUUGGUGGCACAGGCAGCUUGUGAAGGCAACAUGCAGUCUGGGCACGUUUCUGUACCUACUGUUUCUCCAACAGAUGGAAACAACUUUGAUGAUUAUAAUGAACUUCUCCAUCGAGUCAGCACAGAACUGGCUGAAUGGUACUUCCAAGAUGGGAGGGCAGUCCUUGCUGCAUGCUGUCAUUUAGCUGUUGAUAAUAUAGAACUGGCCAUGGCUAAUCUCAUCCGUGGCAAUGAGCUGGAGCUGGCAGUGUGCGUGGGCACAGUCUUAGGGGAGAGUGCAACACAAGCAACUCAGUAUGCAUUAGAGCUACUUGCAAGGAAAUGCAUGACUGUUACCACGUGCUUUCCAUCUCUUGGAUACAGGGAUUUGGCAGCAGAUCUUCUCAGGAUGAUUCCUGAUAACGAGCUUUUCCUAGUCAAACUGUGUGCUUUUUAUCCAGGGUGUGCAGCAGAAAUAAAUGAUUUGCACAGCAAAUGUGACCUGCCAUGUUUGGAAGAGUGUGCUCAGCUAGCAAAUCAAUCCCAUGAAGAUGGAGAUAUCUUUCAGGCCGUCAAAUAUUACUUGCUAAGUUCCGAACCAGAAAAGGCUCUUCCUAUUGGUAUCCAUUUUGUAAAAGAACAAAUAAGCAGCUCCCACUGGACUUUAGACUCCAUUUGUCCAGUUCUUGAUCUUCUCAGUUACAUACGAACUGAACGAUUAGUUCUCCAUAAAUGUAGUGAAGUGCGGAAUGAGCUGCUCAUACUAUGUGGAUACACUGGGGCUUUACUUGCCAUCAGAAGGCACUACACAAGCAUUGUCCCUGCACUUUAUGAAUACACAAGUCAGCUUUUGAAGCGUCGUGAGGUGUCUGUUCCCCUGCAGAUAGGGCAGCUGUCGGUGGAACUGGACGCAUGGAGAGCCUGCACUCUGUCUACUAACAAAUCAGGUGAUGAUCUUCCAUACACCCCUCCUACAGAGUCCCAAAGGAAAAUUUAUUCAAACCUUCUAUCAAAAAUAAAAGAAGAACCCCUUAAAGGAUUGACUGGACCAGACUAUGUUACAGGGUCCAACCUACCCAGUCACUCAGAUGUCCAUGUAUCAUGUUUAACUGGCUUACGGAUACAGGGACCAGUGUUCUUUCUGGAAGACGGGAAGUCGGCCAUUUCUUUGAACGAUGCCUUAAUGUGGGCAAAAGUGAACCCCUUCUCACCUCUAGGAACAGGAAUCCGUCUCAAUCCAUUCUAAUACAUGUUGCGCAGUUCUUCUUGAAAUAGCUCUGUACUAAGACACAACCAAGGGACUUACAAAAGCACUGAAACAACUUCUUUGCUCCCGAUCCAUCCAACAGUCCAACGCAUUGUUUUAUUUCCAAUGGAUGAAUGCAGAUAUUAUUGAACCCUGGGACAGGCAGCUUAAAAUAGAUUACUAUUUAAAGGGGACCCGUCACCCAAAAAAAAUUAUUCAAAAUCCUAUUUUAUCACAUUAGUCAAGCAAAAUGA